CCUGACCGACCCACGGACCCGUCUCGGGGCGUGAGGGCCUCUCUUCAGUCCUCGCGAGCCUGACUCUUCUUUCUCGGUCGCUGCCCUUCGCUGCUUGCUGUCGAGGCUCAGAGGAGAGCACCCGCCGGCACAUCGUCCUGGCUUGGUAGUCACGGAAGGGUAAUGACAAGGAGGAAACAGCCUCAUCAUUCCAAUCCGAGCCUUCCGACCGCAGCUUCUUGCUCGGUCUCUGACCCGGGAAAUUGAAUACAUUGAAUGCUGAAUGUCCCUGGCUGCUUAUUGUGUCAUCUGUUGCAGAAGAAUAGGAACCUCUACUCCCCCGCCAAAAAGUGACACACGCUGGAGAGACAUCAGAAAUAUAAUAAAGUUUACUGGAUCGCUUAUUUUAGGAAGUUCUUUAUUUCUUACAUAUGAAGUUCUGGCCCUGAAGAAAUCUUUGACAUUAGAUACUCAAGUGGUAGAAAGAGAAAAGAUGAAGUCAUAUAUAUAUGUGAACACAGUUUCUUUAGAUAAAAGAGAAAAUCAUGGGGUCACCUUCCAGGCAAGAAAAGAACUUCACAAAGCAGUAAGAAAAAUAUUGGCAGCGUCAGCCAAGAUAUUACAGAGUUCGUUUGCUGACCCUUUUAGUACAGUUGAUGUAGAAGACCAUGAAUGCGCUGUGUGGCUGCUGCUGAGGAAGAGCAAGUCGGCUGACAAGGCCGCGCGGCUGGAGGCUGUGCGGGAAAUGUCACAGACCCAUCACUGGCACGAUUACCAGUAUAGGAUAAUUGCUCAGGCCUGUGAUCCAAGAACUCUUAUUGGUUUGGCACGAAGCAAAGAGAGUGAUCUUCGCUUUUUUCUCCCACCGCCUCCUUUGCCAUCUUUAAAAGAAGAUUCUUCCAUUGAAGAAGAGCUCAGACAGUUGCUGGUUUCUUUACCUCAGACAGAGCUAGAUGAGUGUAUCCAGUAUUUUACGUCUUUGGCUCUUAGUGAAAGCAGUCAGAGUCUAGCUGCUCAGAAGGGUGGCUUAUGGUGUUUUGGAGGAAAUGGACUUCCUUACGCUGAAAGUUUUGGAGAAGUUCCUUCAGCUACAAUGGAAACGUUCUGUUUAGAAGCUUUAAUAAAACAUUCUGAGAUAUCAACACAUUGUGAUAAGAUUGAAGCAAACGGAGGCUUGCAGCUACUUCAGAAGCUGUACCAACUUCACAAGGACUACCCUAAAGUGCAGAGAAAUGUAAUGCGCAUCAUUGGAAAUAUGGCUUUGAAUGAACAUCUCCAUUCUUCUAUAGUUCGCUCAGGCUGGGUUUCCAUAAUGGCAGAGGCAGUGAAAUCCCACCACAUUAUGGAGGCUUCACAUGCUGCCAGAACCCUGGCUAAUUUAGACCGAGAGACUGUACAGGAAAAAUACCAGGACGGUGUGUACGUGCUGCAUCCCCAGUGUCGAGCAAGUCAGCCCAUUAAAGCAGAUGUCCUUUUUAUUCAUGGCCUUAUGGGAGCAGCAUUUAAAACAUGGCGCCAGCAAGACAGUGAGCAGAUGUUAACCGAAAAGGCUUUGGGAGAUGAAGACAGGUACACAACAUGUUGGCCCAAGACGUGGUUAGCAAGCGACUGUCCCGCUCUCCGAAUUAUAUCUGUGGAGUAUGACACCAGCCUCAGUGACUGGAGAGCAAGGUGUCCUAUGGAAAGAAAGUCCAUUGCAUUCAGAAGCAACGAACUUCUUAUGAAACUCAGAGCUGCUGGUGUAGGGGAUAGGCCAAUGAUUUGGAUAUCACAUAGUAUGGGAGGUCUUCUUGUCAAAAAGAUGCUGUUGGAAGCCUCUAAGAAGCCAGAAAUGAGUACUGUUAUAAACAACACCAGAGGAAUAAUUUUUUAUAGUGUCCCUCAUCAUGGAUCACAUUUGGCUGAAUAUUCUGUUAAUAUUCGCUAUCUUCUCUUUCCCUCUUUGGAAGUCAAAGAACUCAGCAAGGAUUCUCCUGCACUUAAAACACUACAGGAUGACUUUCUGGAGUUUGCUAAAGACAAAAACUUCCAGGUGCUGAAUUUUGUAGAAACACUUCCAACCUAUAUUGGUAGCAUGAUUAAACUGCAUGUGGUGCCCGUGGAAUCAGCAGAUUUAGGCAUUGGAGACCUAAUUCCUGUGGACGUUAACCAUCUGAACAUUUGUAAACCAAAGAAAAAGGAUGCUUUUUUGUACCAACGUACUUUACAAUUCAUCCGUGAAACUUUAGCCAAAGACCUUGAAAACUAACAAUUGUCUUCUUCCAUUUUUCAUAUGUGAAUAAAGAGCAAGAAACUUCAUGUUCUCUUUUUAAGCUCUAAGCAAUCAUGCAAAUAUAGUCACCGUGGCAUUGACAUGGUCUGGAGUGUGUUGAGGACAACAGAACAUUGUUAUCCAUCCAAGCUCUGUACAGCACCAGCACAGAAGUGGCAGUCACAGAAGGGAGGGCUCGCUUGCGUUCCUUUGACUUAAAGGAAUCCCUGUGUGCCCCUCUGUGGUUCUCAGUGUUGGGCCAAGUGACUGGGAGCCAGCUGCUGUGGACAGUGUGCCCUUUUCACCUGUGACUGUCCUGGCUCUUGGAGGAGCAUUGAAGGGAGAGCCGCCAUCAACUCAGCUUACCACAAAAUGCCAUUAGGAGAGCACCUAAAAUGCAGAGAAUGAACUAGAACUUAAAGGACUCUGUUUUUGUUCUGGGUAUCCAUGUGCUGUAAAUUUUUUUACAUGUGUCGGUUUUUUAAACUUUCAGUUCUUAACUUUCAGUUAAACCUUUGUCUAACACAUUAGCACUGGUGUUAACUUUGUUAGACCUACUGUUGUGCAUGGGUCAGUUCCUCGUAUAUUUCUGUUUUCAUAUUGCUAAGAACAAAUCUUUUUUUAAAAAAAUUUAACUUAUAGUAAUUCUUUCCAAACUGUAGCUACCUAUGCUUGUAAUUUGUCCCAAAUAAGGUUAAAGGAGCUAAUCCACUAUUGAUCACAGUAUGAAAUAAAACUACUCUAAGCCAUUAUAUAUAUUAGCAAUACUUAGUAUUAGGUUUCUCAGAUUUCUUUGGCUAAAUAAAGUGUAACUUUCUUUCCUGCUCA
Galeopterus variegatus (Sunda flying lemur) is the source of this 3058-nucleotide messenger RNA. RefSeq names its product serine active site containing 1 (gene SERAC1). The transcript has 17 exons. The record is from RefSeq and is a predicted model, not a curated record. NCBI's taxonomy places the organism in Eukaryota, Metazoa, Chordata, Mammalia, Dermoptera, Cynocephalidae. Bases 263 to 2227 code for a protein of 654 amino acids.